UUCAGGACGCCUGCGGGACCCAGAAUGCUCUGCGCCGAGGCAAGAUGGAAGAACCCAGCAGCUGCGGGAGAACAAUGUUUUGGCUCUAGAUAUUAAAACGGACCGCUGAGGGUGAACUACGCGAGCCAAAUCAGCGGGUCAUGGUCCUGCACCGGAUGACACUGAUUUCCUCCACAUAGUUUACCUGCCUGCCGGCCUUCACCAUGAGCAUCAUUCAAGACAAACUAGGCAAUGAAUUCCUGCGUUCCAACGGCAGCAUGGACUCCAAUUUCGGAGCGGGCAUGAUUAUGUUCAGCCACCUCCCCCCGGUGACCAGCUUCACCCGGCUGUCCGCCCACUCCGUCAUGCAGGACCUCCCGCCCCAAGAGAUGAUCCUGAAGAAGGAGCGUGACUCGCCCGACUGCAGCAUGGGCGCCCAGGGUGGCAGCCUGGGGUGCGUCGGGGUGGGGGACUAUGUUCAUGCCAUGGGCAUCAAGCAGGAGAAGGUGUCGGAGCACGAUUACCGCCUGCCGCUCUACCCCGGGGGUCUGGGGAAGAGCACGGAGCUGCUGGAGGUGACUGUCAGCAACAACCAGAACCUGCAGGUGCAUGACCUCAACGUGGGCGACCUGCCGAGUCAGUUAGGAAAGGAGCCCACUGGGAGGAAAGGUCGCAGGUCAAAUGGUGAUGGACAGGAGGGUAAACCAAGAAAGAAGAGAAGCGACGCAAAGCAAUCAAUGAUGCUGGAUGCAGAUGGAGGCAGCCUGUCUCCAGGAAACAAGCCUCACGUCUGCGAACACUGCACUGCAUCCUUCAGAAGCUCCUAUCACCUGCGCCGUCAUGUCCUCAUUCACACAGGUGAAAGACCCUUCAGAUGCAGUCAGUGCAACAUGAGUUUCAUUCAGAAGUACCUUCUCCAGCGACAUGAGAAAAUCCAUAGUGGAGAGAAGCCAUUCAGCUGUGACCAGUGUAACAUGCGAUUCAUUCAGAAAUACCACAUGGAGAGGCACAAGAGGACGCACAGCGGAGAGAAGCCCUAUAGAUGUGAGACCUGCCAACAGUAUUUUUCUAGAACAGACCGACUGCUUAAGCACAAGCGAACCUGUGGAGAAGCCAUAAAGAAGGGCCUGGAUCCAACCAUGAUGGACCUGGGUUGCGUAGACAUGGGACACGGCAGCUAUGGAAUCACUCAGGGAAAUGCUGGGAGUACCGGUAGGAAGAGGGGGAAGUCCAAAAAUUCAGGAGAGGGAGGGGAGCGCAAGAAGAAGAAGGGAGAUGGAGGAGGGGUGAGGGUGCCACACCUUCAUGGCGCUGUAUCUGGAGGUUACAGCGUCCUUGAAUACUCUGUGGAGAAUCAAGCAGUGUCUUCCUCUACUGAGCCUGGUCCCAGCAUGCAGCACAGCCACCACGGUCGAGCUCCAAAGAUGGCGUUCAAGAAGGCCAAUCGUAAGAGCCUGGACAAAGCGGGUCUAGAGCAGGACAAAGCAGGCUCGUUGGAGCAGGACGGGAGCAUGGAUGGCCUUGGCCUCAUGCAGGGUAACGGGGCUAAAGUCGGGCCCACCAGCACCAACUACGAUGACGCCAUGCAAUUUCUGAAGAAGAGACGCUACCUUCAUGCAGCAAACAAUGCAAACGCCUCAGGGCCUGCGGUGGGUGGAGGAGCUGGCAGUGAGUAUGACGUCAGCGUCCACUUGUCCUCCCAGCCGUCUGUCAUCCAGGGCGUUGUUUCCAGCGUGAUGGACAGCGACACUCCUCUGAGUCUUGACAAGUCAGGGAUCCCCGACGAGGUGCUGCAGAGCCUCCUCGACCACUACACCCAGAAGCCCGACGGCUCCCACCACAGCGUUCACUUCGAUCUCAGCGACCAGCAUGUGGAGCUGACCCCCGCCCCGGCCGACGGCACCGACCUCGGCCACAACGCCCCCAGCCCCUCAGGAGACAAGACUGUAAUGAUGCACGAGUACUCCCGCUUCCUGCUGCAGGCGUUGGAGCGCACCAGCCACAGUGCCAGCUUCCCCCUGGGCCCCGGGCCUCCAGCCUCGGGUCCCUUCACCAGUUCCCACCCAGGAAACCCUCUCUACGCCGACAAGAACAUCUACACUACGUCCCCGAUAGAGUGUGGGUUCGGCCAGUCGGUGGCCUCGCCUUCGCUGCCCUCCUCGGUGCCAAAGUCUCACUUUGCGAUGCUGACGGGCUCCUCGCCACAGCACAGCUUCCACCUGAGCGGCCUGGAGGCAUCUCACCAGCAGCUCACCCCUUCUCAGGAGCUCACCGACCAGAUGGAGAAGCAGCACUCCUCCACUCCCCCUUCGUCCUACCAGAUCAGCCCAUCUGACCUGAGCGGCCGGAAGGACCAGCAGCCAGUCAAAAACGGCCAGGCGGUCUACCCUCUGGCCCCCUCACAGGAUCUGGCCUCUCUGGACUCCUCUAAGCCUUCCUACCAGAUUGAAAACUUUGCCCAGGCCUUUGGCUCCCAGUUUAAGUCAGACGGCCGUGGCUUGUCUUACGGCACUGACCCUAGCAGGGAGGUGGAUCACAGGAUACGGACGCCUGUGUCUGAAUUCUCAGGGUAUAGUAGUUUGUUAUCUGAUGUCAAUGAGCCAGUAAGUACAGGUUCCAAAACUCCAACAAGCCAAAGCUACAGAUGAGAGCCUGAGAGGGAGAGAACACUCUCUCGUUAAAGUUCCUAUUUUAAUUUUUUUAGUGCUCCUAUUUUAUUAUUAUUAUUGUUAUUAUUAUUUUUUUAAGUGACAUCUAUAUUUUAAUUAUACUGAUGCUCUGUCUUUGUGCCCACUCCUCUCCCCGCAAUAAGCCUGCGAGGCUUCCCGCAAAUGCAAUUUUUUUUAAGUAUCUGUUAUUUUUAAGUUAAAUAUAUAUUUUACUGUUUAUUCUUGUCAUACUAGUGACAGUAGAUCUGGUCAUUGAUCUUGAACUGAAAGUACUUUUUUUCGUAGAGUAGCGACGGACAUGUUUCUUUUUCCAACAAGCUGAAGUGUUUGAGCAAUCAACCUCUUUACAAGUGUAAAAUAAUAAUAAUAGAAAUAACCGCAAUGGCAGGGAAUAGCCCAGAAUUGAAAUGGCAAAAAAAAGAAGAAAAAAUAAUGUUAUUGUCUGUUACAAGGUUAAAAGUAUUACUCAGGAAUACAUGGAAAAGGAGAAGCUUGCGAGGUGCAGUGAGCACUCUUCAGAAGUGUAAGUUUGCGACUUCAAAGAGGAUUUUUUUUCUUAUGUUUUAUUACUUGUUGAAUGAGUGUGACAUAAAUAGACUGCUGCCAGCUCACUUGAACACUGAAAACACUUUCUACUUGGCUAUAUAGAGAUUAUGGUACUUUCAUGUCAAUGUGAACUCAUGUUUUCUUCAAUAAGGGCCAUAUAUAUAUAUCUAUAUAUAUAUUUAUAAGAAUAUAUAUUGUGUAAAAUAACAGUUUUAAUCGUUCUGGGGAUCUGCCAGUUGAAGUCAAGGAAGAAUGAGGGCUGGUUCAGGGGUUAAAUGUUGUCCUUGGUAUAUUUUUGGAGAACAAAAGUGAUGUUAGGGCUUUUCUUUGGCCAAUAGAGGUUGCUGUUGGACAGCGGUAGAAUGGCCUUCCCCUAUUCCCGUCCUCCUCUUCUUCCUCUUAUUUCUUUGAAAGAAUCCAAUUAGCACUUUGAGCCGCUUUCUUACUUACAUUGAGUAAAAGUACCCCGUCAGAUCGGGGGAGCUCAAAACAUCAGGAAUGGACUGGCUUUUUUUGACAGACGUGUCGCUGUUUGGGCAUAUGCAGACGGGGUUUCGGGGGUUGUGGGACGGGAGUUCCCCUUUGUUUGGGCAGCAUGGUUAAUAUGGGAUGAAGGGAGGGCAGGGUUGCUAUGUGAAAAGUGGGAUUUUUCAUUGAUAUUUUCUCUUUCUCCUUAGGGAGGGGUUGGCUCGGGAGGGAGGGCGGACUUUUAAAAUAUUUAAUCGGGAUAAUGUAAAUGUAAUUCAAACCCCUAGUUUUAGUUUGACUUGUUACCCAACUUAGCAGCUUUGCUUUCUUAUUGACUUUGAAGACAAAAUGUGUUAGUGAUCAAGUAUUUCUUCAGCUGUUAAUGAGGCAGCCAUAUGUGGUUUGAGCAAGAGAAAAAAAACAAGGGAAAAAAAAGGUGGCUAGCCAGAAACUGUGUAUCCAUUUAGAUCUUUUUCGCGUGUGCUGGCAGUACUUGUCCCCUUAGAUAUUGGGUGCCUAUUCCUCAGAAGUACAGGCGCAAGAUAAUGUUUAGAAAAUGUUAGAUGUAAUUUCUUGAUGAUUUAGAAUUUUUUGCUUUUUGUGAAAACAUAAUUUGCGCUGUCUUCCUUAGCAACAACUGGCCUUGAGUGCUGGAAAACGAUAUCACUCUGCUGAAUGAACCCCUUCACGACCCGAUGGCCUGUUGUUUUAAGCAAUCAUUUGACAUGGCAGAGUGAAUGCAAUGCUGUAAUAUCAAAAAAUAAUGCCGUGUUGAGGCAUCAAAGCAAAGAAUUUGCCUCGCAUAUACCUCAUAUCACAGUAAACCAGGGACAAAAGAGUGAAGGUUUGAUGUAUGUAGCAGAAAUGCUGUCAUAGGUGCAAAAAUGUUUCUGUGCGACUAUUUUUAAACGUUUGUGACAUUUCUGUGACCGUUUAAGGCGCCGUCGCUUAAGGGUUUCUGUAAAUGUCUGCCAACCAGUGUUCGGUCUAUUCAGUUGAACCUCCUCUCUCAUCCAGAUCUUAUUUGCCAUAUUGUUUCAGUAUUGUUUACAAGAAAAAAAUUGUACAAAACACUACAUCUUACUUACCCCUGUAUAAAAUUUAUUUGACUCUUUCCCUCCUUUUUUUUAUCACCACCAAAUUUUGUAGCUGAUAUCAUCUUCCAUUUUUAUGUUCUUUCGGGUUCUUGUGACAUGUUUCAUGAGGCUGUACUUGUCCAAUGAAUGAAAAAUUGAUUGAUUAGGGAGAAAACAUUAAAAAAAAACUGUUACCAGGAAAA
Amphiprion ocellaris (clown anemonefish) is the source of this 4941-nucleotide messenger RNA. RefSeq names its product zinc finger protein 281a (gene znf281a). Gene Ontology annotation, biological process: regulation of transcription by RNA polymerase II. Lineage: Eukaryota; Metazoa; Chordata; Actinopteri; Pomacentridae. Gene Ontology annotation, cellular component: nucleus. The record is from RefSeq and is a predicted model, not a curated record. The transcript is spliced from 7 exons. Gene Ontology annotation, molecular function: RNA polymerase II cis-regulatory region sequence-specific DNA binding; DNA-binding transcription factor activity, RNA polymerase II-specific. Bases 204 to 2627 code for a protein of 807 amino acids.